This is a messenger RNA of Colletes gigas, 1709 nucleotides long. Its product is annotated as serine/arginine repetitive matrix protein 1. The transcript is spliced from 5 exons. The record is from RefSeq and is a predicted model, not a curated record. Bases 199 to 1515 code for a protein of 438 amino acids. NCBI's taxonomy places the organism in Eukaryota, Metazoa, Arthropoda, Insecta, Hymenoptera, Colletidae.
GUGACCGUCGGGUGCUAGCGAAUGAACGCCUCUGACGCUUCGGUACGAGUAGCAGCCAGCGCUGCCAGAGUUAGAUCUAUUCGCAUACUGUCGAGUAAAAGUUUUGUGAAGCCACGUUAAAAAAAAUAUAGUGCAAAGGAGAUUGGAUCACCAGUUUUCGCUCCUCCAGUGUCUUCCAUUGUAACACCUCUGUAAGGAAUGUCACGGGACUAUGACAGAAGAAGAGGAGGUAGCGGUAGUGGUAGCAGCUCUAGUAAGUUACGGAUGGAUACCAAUGUAUCACAGCCCAGGCCACAUGGUGAAAAUUCAGGGAAGAGAAGAGAAUUAGAUAGUGUAAUGCGGAAAGCUCGUGAGUCUCAAUCAAGUUAUUGGAAUAAGAAGCUUUUGGAGGUAGAGGAGCGAGACCCGAACAGAUGGAGACACAGCGGAUAUAAAGAGUUAUAUGUUGGAGGCACAGCAAGUGGAGAACCUAGCAGAGGACACCCUCGCAGCCCAAGAAGCCCUAGACCUAGGAGUCCGCACAGCCCAAGACCGCGUAGUCCUCGAACUAGAAGUCCACGUUCACCGCGUGAAAGAUCACAUACCAGAGGAAGACCUGCACGCAGUCCAAGUACUGGCAGUACUUGUUCUGAUCGAUCAUGCAGCGUUUGUUCGCCAAAAGAACGACGGCGCAUUGCUCAGCCUUCUCGGUCGCGUUCAAGAUCACUAACACCAGUUCGAAGUCGAGCACAUCCAAAAGAAGUAGUACCGUCAAGUUCACGAGUAAUACCAACUCGUACUAGACCACGGUCGCCUCCUUUACCACGUCCACGCACACCUCCACCAGCACCACAACCUCCACAGCGUCAUCAAAAGGACUACAAAACAAUUAAAGAAAAAGAAGCCAAAGUUCGACGCAAAGAAAAGCAUCAUACUAGAAUACCAGAAGAUCCACGAGUCCCAGAUCCAAUACCAUUGAUGCGUAAACCUGUAAAGGUAGAAAAAACUCAUUCAAGUCACGGAGCAACUCAAAUGAUUAGGCCUCCACCUGAAUCCUCACCGAGCGAAGACAGUGAUAGUUCUUCCACUACAUCGCACGUUGGUCCACCUAGGAUGACAUUAUCAGAACGCUUUGGUAAAAUGGCACAAUGGAGUGUAGAUCGUCGAGAUAUGGAAAACAUGCGUAUCACAAAAGAUGGAGAAAAUGCAAUGAAAGUUGUGAUAGAGGGUGAAGAAAGGAUUGCAAGAUUAGGAUAUGAUUCUCCACCGCCGGGGCAUUAUCCUGAAUCGCUUUUAGCACAAGGGCCAAGGGGUCUGGAAUGUUGGGACGAUGUCCGUGUUAGAUAUGAAUACUAUAAAGCGAGGGGAUAUCUUCGACACCUCACUUUAGAUGAUUAUAUAAAGUGGGAAGAAUGGUGGUAUAAAUAUCAAGAAUGGUUAGAAGCGGAACGUUUUUAUGAACAAUGGGCCUCUUCAAACCGUCCUACUGGUGGAAGUCGCAAGAGACGCGGUCGACGUAAUAACGCAGCUCACUGAAAUUUUGCAAGCCCGUUACAAAUCAUUCUUGAUUCAUAGACAUUGUCAUCAAUAAAACAUACUGUAAUAUUUGUUGUGCUUAGAAAGGACUGCAAAAGGUGUGCAAACGCUCUAUACGUACAUAAGUACAUACAUAUAUAAACACACAAACACACACACCCAUAUAUAUAUAUAAAUAUAUAUAUAUUAUAAUA